Messenger RNA from Arachis ipaensis, 2059 nucleotides. RefSeq names its product cyclin-D4-2. The record is from RefSeq and is a predicted model, not a curated record. Lineage: Eukaryota; Viridiplantae; Streptophyta; Magnoliopsida; Fabales; Fabaceae.
UUUUCAUUUUCACAUUUUCACAAACACUCACAACUCUUCACUCCACAGGGCCCCUCUUCUCUUCUCUUCUCUUCUGUGUCCCCCCCUUAACCCCACUCUCUCUCUCUCUCUCUCUCUGCCUUUUACCCUAAAAGGAGUGUUCGUUUCUCUUCAUAAGCGCCUCUCAUGCGGCACUCUUUUCAGCCCCAAAAACCUUUCAGACAGAGAUAGAGAGAGAAGAGAAGAGAAGACAACAAACACGCACUGCUUGGUUGGCUUCACUAUACACCCAUCUUUUUUGUUCUUAUUUUCUUUCACUCACUUCUCUUCUCUUCUCAACACACACCCCAUCUCUUAUAUUAUCACAAAGUUUCAUUCUUUAUCGGUUUUUAUUUCUGGGGUUGGAUUUUUUGUUCAAAAAAAGUAUAUUUUUAUUUAUUUAUUUGAGGCUUCUGCAAUGGCACCAAGCUUUGAUUGCGUUUCAAGCCUGCUCUGUGCAGAGGACACAAGCUUCUUCGAUGAUAAUCCUUAUGGGGGUAGUGGUGGUGCCAUGGAUGAAGUGUUUGAUGAGGAUUCAUGGCGUCCUAGGUGUUAUAAUAAUAAAAAAGGUUGCAACUUUGAUGGUGAUGAGGCAGAUGGGUAUCCAUUGCAGAGUGAUGAGUGUGUGGCAGUGAUGAUGGAAAAGGAGUGUGAACACUGGCAUGGUGGUGCCGCUUACUUGAACAGGUUACAAUCUGGGGAUUUGGAUUUUGGGGCCAGAAAUGAGGCCAUUCAUUGGAUUGAAAAGGUUCGAGCACAUUUUGGUUUUGGACCUCUAUGUGAAUAUCUAUCUAUAAAUUACUUGGAUCGAUUUCUUUCAUCGUAUGAAUUACCAAAGGGAAGAACUUGGACAAUGCAAUUGCUGGCAGUGGCCUGUUUAUCAAUUGCAGCGAAAAUUGAUGAGACUGAAGUUCCUUUCACCCUUGAUUUGCAGGUUGGUGAAUCCAAGUUUGUAUUCGAAGCUAAAACCAUACAGAGAAUGGAGCUUCUAGUACUAAGCACAUUGAGGUGGAGAAUGAAUGCAAUUACUCCAUUCUCCUUCAUUGAUUAUUUCCUUUCCAAGAUCAAUGAUGGUAAUGAGAGUCCAUCAUUAAGAUCGUCGAUCUUGCGAUCCAUCCAGCUUAUCUUGAGUACCACAAGAGGGAUUGAGUUCUUGGAGUUCAAGCCAUCAGAGAUUGCGGCGGCAGUGGCAAUAUCUGUUGUCGGGGAAACCGAACCGGUUGACACUGAGAAAACUACUUCUGUUCUGAUUCAAUACAUAGACAAGGGGAGAGUGUUCAAGUGUUUUGAAUUGAUCAAGGAACUUGCAUUGAACAUUGUGAAUGUCAAUGAUCCAAAUGGUUCUUCUUCUACAAUCCAUUGUGGUGUGCCUCAAAGUCCAAUAGGAGUGUUAGAUGCAUUGUGCUUCAGCUACAAAAGUGAUGACUCAAAUGCAGGUUCAUGUGCAAGUUCUUCACACACAACUCCAGAUCCUAAAAGGAGGAAGCUAAACAAAACUUGUGGAUCAGAGGCACUAUUGUAGAGUCUUGUGGACUUGGGAAUUUUAUUUAUUUAUCAAAAGUUUCACCAUCAUCCAUGGGAUGCUUCUUUAUUUUUAUUUAUUUUUUUCUUUUUUUUUCACCCCCAAGAAAAGGACACCAUGUUCAUUUUGUGGAAGGUUCCCCCUCUCUCUCACAAGAAUACCAAAAGGGAAAAUUAGAAAAGAAGAAGAAAAAAAAGAGCAUAAGGAAUAGUUAAUGAAAGUAUAAGGUAAGUCAUGAGUGGAAGAUGGGGACAUGAAAAUGAAUAGAGAAUAGAAUCCACACAUUGCAUGCAAUUGGCAUGAAUGAAGAAGGUUUAAGUAAUCAAGAGCUGUUAAAAAUAAUUUUAGAUAUCUUAACAGCUACACAAUAGAGGAAGUGAUGGAAGAGAGUGGGGGAACAAUGAUCAUUAUUGUGUGUUUUUUUUUUUAAAAGAAAUUUUUUUGUGUAAGUACAAUCCUAGCUGUUUUCAUAAUUUCAUUUGUUAAAUUGUUCUACUUAUGUAGUGAGAAAAAUAGACC